This is a messenger RNA of Gallus gallus (chicken), 2592 nucleotides long. It is a transcript of the gene UCKL1, whose product is annotated as uridine-cytidine kinase 1 like 1. The transcript has 15 exons. The coding region runs from base 999 to 2297 and encodes 432 amino acids. The record is from RefSeq and is a predicted model, not a curated record. Gene Ontology annotation, cellular component: cytoplasm. NCBI's taxonomy places the organism in Eukaryota, Metazoa, Chordata, Aves, Galliformes, Phasianidae. Gene Ontology annotation, molecular function: ATP binding; kinase activity.
GCACUACUUGGGGCCAUCCCUGCAUGGCUCGUCCCAGCCGAGCAGCACCGAGCCCCCAACCAUGAGCAGCCCCCCCACCUAUGGCAGCGUCCGCUUCUCAGGCUGCCGGGCCCUGGCGCCUGCGGGCAGGUGAGCUCCCCUUUAAGGGCUGGGUUUGAGGUGGGGGUUAAGGGUUUUUAACAAGAAGAGGGGAUGGGGAGUGGGCGUUGGAGCGCGAGGGACCCUCCAACCCAAUGGGUCUCCCUCCAGCAAAGUGAAGGGGAUGUGGAGGCAGCAGAGGAUCCCCAACCCCAGGAGGAGGUCGGGGUGCCCCAGACCCCAAGCGGGGCUCUGCAGGAGGGUUCCCCACCCCGGCUGACGUUUCCAUUGGGUUUACCUUGUCCUGCCGUCAUGCUGCUCAGAGCGAAGGGCCCCGCGGGGCUGCGCGUGGGACAAGGACAGCACUGCCCUCACUGCAGCCCUCCUGCAGGAUCUGCCCGCUGCACGGAGCAGCGCCGCGGGCACUGCUAUAAAUAGGGCCCAGGGCUCCGCAGAGGGACAGGAGUGCAGCCCUCGGUGGUGGGAAGGGAUGGGAGGAAAUGGGGAGAGGAGGGGGGCAGGAGGCGGUCGGGGCAGCCCUGGGGCCACGCAGGGAAUUUGUGACCUUUGCAGAGCUCCGAAGCGGUCGCACAGCGGUGUUUAUCUGAGAUAAAUCGUGGGAACGUUGGUUUGGGAGGCAGAGUGCAGAAUUUAUGUAGAAGUCCGUAAGGGUGCGGGUGAGCAACAGCAGUGCCGAGUCGCUGGACCGGCUGUACCCGGCGGUGGGCUCCUCCAAGCCGCCCCGAAAGCGGACCACCAGCCAGUGCAAGUCAGAGCCCCCGCUGCUGCGCACCAGCAAAAGGACCAUCUACACCGCCGGGCGGCCGCCCUGGUACAAUGAGCACGGGACACAGUCCAAGGAGGCCUUUGUCAUAGGUCUGGGAGGGGGCAGCGCCUCUGGGAAAACCACGGUGGCCACCAUGAUCAUCGAGGCUCUGGAUGUCCCUUGGGUGGUUCUGCUCUCCAUGGACUCCUUCUACAAGGUGCUGACCAAGCAGCAGCAGGAGCAGGCAGCCAGCAAUGACUUCAACUUUGACCACCCCGAUGCCUUUGACUUUGACCUCAUCAUCGCCACCCUGAAGAAGCUGAAGCAAGGCAAGAGUGUGAAGAUCCCCAUCUACGACUUCACCACCCACAGCCGGAAGAAGGAAUGGAAAACCCUCUAUGGUGCCAAUGUGAUUAUUUUUGAAGGUAUCAUGGCAUUUGCGGACAAGGAGCUGCUGAAGCUCCUCGACCUGAAGAUCUUUGUGGACACGGACUCGGACAUCCGCUUGGUGCGCCGCCUGCGCAGGGACAUCAGUGAGCGCGGCCGCGACAUCGAGGGAGUCAUCAAGCAGUACAACAAGUUUGUGAAGCCCGCCUUCGACCAGUACAUCCAGCCCACCAUGCGGCUGGCAGACAUCGUCGUGCCCCGAGGGAGUGGAAACACGGUGGCCAUUGAUCUGAUCGUCCAGCACGUGCACAGCCAGCUGGAGGAGAGGAAGCUGCGCUGGGAUAUGGCCGCCCUGGCCUCUGCCCAUCAGUACCACCCCCUUCCACAGACCCUCAGCGUGCUGAAGAGCACCCCUCAGGUGCGGGGAAUGCACACCAUCAUCAGAAACAAGGAGACCAGCAGGGACGAGUUCAUUUUCUACUCCAAGAGGCUGAUGCGGUUGCUGAUCGAACACGCGCUCUCAUUUCUCCCUUUCCAGACUUGCACUGUUCAGACCCCCCAGGGCCAGGACUACGAAGGGAGGACGUACAGUGGGAAGCAAAUCACCGGGGUGUCCAUCCUGCGGGCGGGUGAGACCAUGGAGCCGGCACUGCGAGCUGUCUGCAAGGACGUCCGCAUUGGGACCAUUCUCAUCCAGACCAACUGCAACACAGGCGAGCCGGAGCUCCACUACCUGCGGCUGCCGAAGGACAUCAGUGAGGACCACGUCAUCCUGAUGGACUGCACGGUCUCCACGGGAGCUGCAGCCAUGAUGGCCGUGCGGGUGCUGCUGGAUCAUGAUGUCCCAGAAGACAAGAUCUUCCUCCUCUCCCUGCUGAUGGCAGAGAUGGGUGUCCACUCGGUCGCCUACGCCUUCCCCCGGGUGAAGAUCAUCACCACAGCUGUGGACAAGAAGGUGAACGACCUCUUCCGGAUCAUCCCCGGCAUUGGGAACUUCGGCGAUCGGUACUUUGGGACGGAUGCUCCUCCCGACUGGAGCGACGACGAGGAUGCUCUCAGCACUUAGCUGGGUGGGAGAUGCCACCGGCGCCAGGCAGCUUCAGCACUGCACCUUAAAUCCCCCCCCCUCCAUCGCAGAGAUUCCUCCUUCCUCCUCACCAAGCAUAUAUUUUUUUCAAGUCUUUCAUCAGAGAUCUAGGGCAUAUUUUUUCAAACACAAAUCCUAGUGUGACUUUGUGGACAGCCGCAGUGUCCCAGCAUAGAGUGGAGUUAAUUUAUUUUAAUUUAACUAUUUGCCUAUAUAACUUAUUGGAGAUAUUUUAUAAAGAAAAGUAAUAAAUUUUUUCUCUGGUUUUCUUGAA